Pieris macdunnoughi is the source of this 669-nucleotide messenger RNA. NCBI's taxonomy places the organism in Eukaryota, Metazoa, Arthropoda, Insecta, Lepidoptera, Pieridae. The record is from the annotation of a GenBank genome assembly.
AUGGUGUUUGUAAAAUUAUUUCACGUUUUUCCAAUUGUAUUUUUAUUUAUAAUAUGCAUUUCCAAAAUAUCCAAAGCGUCACGGGCUGAAUUUGUAACAUGCGGCACAAUGUUAAAGAUAAUGAACACGGAUUUGCGUCUUCGUCUUCACUCGCACGAUGUCAAAUACGGCUCCGGUUCUGGCCAGCAGUCGAUUACAGCUGUGGAUGUAAGUGAUGAUCAUAACAGUCAUUGGCUAGUGCGACCAGCUAUGGGUGAAACUUGUAAAAGAGGGUCUCCAAUUAAAUGUAAUACCAACAUCCGGCUUCAGCAUGUAGCAACAAAGAAGAAUCUACAUUCACAUUACUUCUCAUCGCCACUAUCAGGAAAUCAGGAAGUGUCAGCAUAUGGUGAUGAUGGUGGAGAGGGUGACAGUGGUGACAACUGGACUGUUGUGUGCAACAAUGACUACUGGAGAAGAGAUACUCCAGUUAAAUUAAAACAUAUUGACACAGCAGCGUAUCUGGCUGGGUCAGGCAGAACAUUUGGCCGCCCGAUCAGUGGUCAAGGAGAAAUAGUUGGUGUUACAUCUCAAUAUGGGGCAUACACUGACUGGCAAGCAAUGGAAGGAUUAUUUGUACAUCCCAGUGAUCUAUUACCACACCAAGCAGCAAUACAUACUGAAUUAUAG